Molecule: messenger RNA, 1809 nt
Organism: Lingula anatina
Lineage: Eukaryota; Metazoa; Brachiopoda; Lingulata; Lingulida; Lingulidae
Product: collagen alpha-5(IV) chain
Source: RefSeq, a predicted model, not a curated record
AUGCGAUGGUUUGUGAGACUAUUGUUGUUACAUUCCUUGGUGAGUCUGAGCCUAGGAGACCACGAGGCGGUCUCAGAAUACGUUCCUACUACCGAUGGCAGCACGUUCGACGGCUAUGCGGAUUACGCACCACCCGGCCUACCGAGUGGGCCUCCCACAUUGCCAACGUCUCCGCAGGUGCCAGGAUCUGCCGGGAUACCAGAGGGUUAUAUGCUUGUAUACGCUGAUCCCAACAACCCUGGGUAUUACAACCCUGCUGGAUCAGGGGGCCCCACAGCGUACGUACCAGUAGGACAGAGUCCCAGUUAUCCUGGGUAUCCAGGGUAUCCUCCACAAGUUCAAACUUCACCAGUGGUAACAGUACCGCAAACCAAUGGUUAUCCCGCUGUUGUCCAACCAGGACAAACUCAAACAGUGUACGCGGCCCCGCAGGUCCCGGGGUACCCGGCUUAUGUUCAGACGGGACAGGGCUCGCCAGUAGCAGUUGUGCCACAAACCCCUGGGUACCCAGCAGUUAUCCAACCAGGACAGUCUCCGACUAUAUAUGCAGCACCUCAAAUUCCUGGCCAUUCAGCAAAUGCCCAACCGGGACAAACAGUUCCAUUGGUCGCCGCCCCUCAAACUCCAGGCUACCCAGCCUACGUCCAACCGGGCCAAGCUCAGCCUGUGUAUGCGGCCCCACAAACCUCGGGUUUUCCUGCCUAUACACAAACGGGACAAACACCAGCAGUGUACGCUGCGCCACAAACUCCAGUAUAUGGCACACCUGCACAAAAUCCGCCUGGAUAUCCCAACUAUGGGCAACCAGCGCAAAACACGCCAGUUUAUGCCGCACCGCAGACACCAGGGUAUGUUACAUACGUUCAACCGGGACAAACUCCGCAAGGUUAUUCUGCGCAACAGAACCCUACUGCACAGGGACCUGUGUACGCACCCCAGGGUGCUGCCUACGUCCCUUCAUAUAACCCAUCGCCACAGAAUAUACAGGGGCAGUACGCUACUCCCAACAUCCAACUACCAAACCAGCAGCUCCUGGCACCCCAGGGACCAUACCAAGGUCCCAGUAACGGUCAAUACAUCCCUCAGAAUGCAGUACAGGGACAGGCGCAAUACCAGCAGCUACCUGGACCCCAGGGACCGUACCAAAACCCUAAUACCGGACUGUAUGUGCCAGCAAAUGGGGUACAGGGACCGCCUCAAUACCAACAGCUUCCCGGCCCACAGGUAACGUAUCAAAAUCCAAACAGCGGUCAGUAUAUAGCCCCCAACGGCAUGCAAGGAUCUCCGCAAUACCAACAAUAUAACGGACCAAAUGGGCAAGCCCCCUACCAAAAUGGAAAUAAUGGACAAUUUGGACCUCCUAAUGGCAUACAAGGUCCCGCUACCAUUCAAAAUGGCCAACUUGGCCCAACAAACGGACUGAACGGACAACCCCCAUACCAAAAUGGAAAUAAUGGACAAUAUGGCCCUACAAAUGGACUGAACGGGCAGGGCCCGUACCAGAAUGGAAAUAACGGACAGUUUAUUCCCUCUAAUGGCAUACAAGGGCCGGCACCAUACCAAAAUGGUAACAGUGGACAAUAUAUCCCUCCCAACGGGGUGAAUGGACAGGUUCCAAAUCAAAAUGGAAACAAUGGACAAUUCGGCCCUCCCAACGGCAUGAAUGGACAGGCUCCAUAUCAAAAUGGAAACAAUGGACAAUAUAGUCCUCCCAACGGUAUAAAUGGACAAGCUCCAUAUCAAAAUGGAAACAAUGGACAAUACGGCCCUCCCAACGGCANGGACAAUAUGGCCCUCCUAACGGCAUGA